Messenger RNA from Thalassophryne amazonica, 2797 nucleotides. It is a transcript of the gene slc7a4, whose product is annotated as solute carrier family 7 member 4. Bases 94 to 2094 code for a protein of 666 amino acids. NCBI's taxonomy places the organism in Eukaryota, Metazoa, Chordata, Actinopteri, Batrachoidiformes, Batrachoididae. The record is from RefSeq and is a predicted model, not a curated record. The transcript has 4 exons. Gene Ontology annotation, biological process: amino acid transport; transmembrane transport. Gene Ontology annotation, cellular component: plasma membrane. Gene Ontology annotation, molecular function: amino acid transmembrane transporter activity.
UUGGUUUCUGUCUUACAGGUCCACUUGAACCCGAUGAAGCCAGUGUAACCCUUCAGAACAUCCGGCCCAACUGCUCCGCAGGACUCUGUAGAUAUGGCGACGUGUCAGAAAAGCUGCGCAUCAGCGGUGCGUCUCUGUCAAAAACUGAACCGACUCAAGACACUGGAUGAUGACAUGAUGGCCACAUCACUGAAGCGCUGCCUGUCCACCUUGGACCUGACUCUGCUGGGUGUUGGCGGCAUGGUGGGCUCUGGGCUUUAUGUCCUGACGGGCACAGUGGCUAAAGACCUGGCUGGACCUGCGGUCAUCAUAUCAUUCCUCAUCGCAGCCAUUGCUUCUUUUUUGGCUGCCUUUUGUUAUGCAGAGUUUGGCGCCCGCAUUCCCAAAACAGGCUCUGCCUACAUGUUUACGUACGUCUCGAUGGGAGAGCUGUGGGCUUUUCUCAUUGGCUGGAAUGUGAUUCUAGAGAAUAUGAUUGGUGGCGCUGCUGUGGCACGUGCAUGGAGUGGCUACCUGGACUCUAUUUUUAACCAUGCCAUUCAGAACUUUACUGAGACUCACAUUAUGCAGUGGAACAUGCCCUUCCUUGCCCAUUACCCUGACCUACUUGCGGCAGGGAUUCUAAUUAUUGCCUCGAUCUUCAUUUCCUUUGGUGUUCAAGUGUCCUCUUACCUGAACCACAUCUUCUCUGUCAUCAGUAUGGGAGCCAUCCUUUUUAUUCUCAUCUUUGGCUUUGUGCUGGCUGAACCAGCCAACUGGAGCCAGAAAGAGGGAGGCUUUGCACCUUUUGGAGUGUCUGGGACUUUGGCAGGCUCAGCCACAUGUUUUUUUGCUUUUGUGGGCUUUGAUGUGAUUGCAUCUUCAAGUGAGGAAGCAAAGAAUCCACAGAAAGCUAUUCCCAUUGCCACUGGUGUAUCCCUCACACUGGCAGCAACGGCGUAUAUCCUGGUCUCCACAGUGCUCACACUCAUGGUGCCCUGGUACACGCUGGACCCCAACUCGGCUCUGGCAGAUGCCUUUUUUCGUCGUGGUUACAGUUGGGCUGGAAUUAUUGUGGCAUUAGGUUCAAUCUGUGGCAUGAACACUGUGCUGCUCUGUAAUCUCUUCUCCCUGCCUCGGAUCGUCUACGCCAUGGCAGAGGACGGGUUGUUCUUCUCCAUUUUUGCAAGGGUCAACCCUGUCUCCAAAGUUCCAGUCAAUGCUAUCCUGGUGUUUGGAGUUCUCAUGGCCACCAUGGCUCUCAUCUUUGACUUGGAGGCACUGGUUCAGUUCUUGUCAAUCGGGACACUCCUUGCCUAUACCUUUGUAGCUGCUAGCGUUAUUGUGCUGCGCUUCCAGCCGGAGAAAUCCAAGGGUACCACGUCCACAUCUCCGAGCACUAAUGCUGAACCUUCCCGUUCCUCCUCAGCAUCUCAGAAUCCAACAGAGGACAGCUUGGAGUCAAAACAGUAUGAGUCAUUCUCUGACAAAAUCCAGCUGGUGGAGAGGGAGAAGGCCAGAGAGCGACAUGGCGUGGGCCAGCUGAAGGCUUACUGGGAACCUUACCUGGGUCGGCUGCUGGGAGACUGUAAACCAGGCGAGGUGGUGGCCUUCUGUGUGAUGACUUUGAUUGUGAGCUCAGUGUCACUAUGUGCUGUGUUGGAAUUUGGCCAAAAACAGCUGCAGUUGCCAGUUUGGAGCUUCGCAAUCCUGCUGGUGAUUUUUAGCUUGGUGUUUGUUCUAAGCCUGGCAUUCAUAUGGAUUCAUGAGCCACAAAUCAACACCGAAACAUUCCAGGUUCCUCUGGUUCCGUUGUCUCCAGGCGCCAGUAUCCUCAUUAAUGUGUUCCUGAUGAUCAAACUCAGCGCUCUAACAUGGCUUCGGUUCACUGUGUGGAUCACUGUAGGUCUCUUGGUGUAUUUUGGCUAUGGGAUCUGGCACAGUAAGGAGGGCAUGCGAGAGUCCAAAGACCUGGCUGCCAGGUACGUGGUCCUGCCCAGCAGCAGCCUGGUGGAGACUGUGCAGUCUGUCCAGCCUGAGGGGAGCGUGGACGGCUCUGCCCACCACCUCAGCCCCUCUGCUGCCACAGCUGCAGAGCGUGCCGAAACCAGAUGAUGCUGCUUGAUGUGGUCGUCUGCCUCCCUCACUCUGAUGCUGUUUUGUUCCUCGUGCAGUCUGUCUGAGUCCUGCCACCACCUGUAGCUGUCGCUGUGGAAGCGCACCCUGGGACGGGCGGGAUGCGUGCUAUCUCACUGUGGAGCGUGUACAGCUCAAAGCCCGGGCUGCUUUUGUUUGUUUGUUUUUGUGAGAAAAUGCACGUUUCAUGAAGUAAACUCAGUGGAUGACUUUAGAAAUUUGAGCUGAAAUCUGAACUGCAAAACCAAAUUGAACCAAACAGUAAAUUCAGUCCUAAACGAGGUGGCGACAGUCUUUUUGGAUACAUCCUGAGAUUUAAUUUCUCAUGUUCUCUCUUUCUGUUUUUUUUUUUUUUUUUUUUUUUUUUUUUUUAGCAGAAGAAUACGGAAUCUGUUUAAGUUUUUGUCUGCGUCUCCAACCUCCCUUCCUUUUGGUGUGUUCAUGGUCUUUAUUUUCCCAGAAGAAUCCGCACGGUUGGUGACGUGGCAGUGUUUUUUUGCCACUAAAAUCCACUUUGCAUGUGUUUUGUUGGGUUUCUGGCAUGUGAGUGGUGCAGGACACACUUCAGUGUUGGUGUGAACUCUGCGUCAGACAUUGCACAGUUCUGCAUGCAGACGUUUAAACGCUGAAACAUGAGUCAUGUGACCAGCUGACAUACAGUAACAUUCUGCCCUUUAUGUUU